Messenger RNA from Mugil cephalus (flathead mullet), 1870 nucleotides. RefSeq names its product protein phosphatase 1, regulatory subunit 35 (gene ppp1r35). Gene Ontology annotation, biological process: negative regulation of phosphatase activity. Gene Ontology annotation, molecular function: phosphatase binding. The transcript is spliced from 6 exons. The record is from RefSeq and is a predicted model, not a curated record. Bases 870 to 1724 code for a protein of 284 amino acids. Lineage: Eukaryota; Metazoa; Chordata; Actinopteri; Mugiliformes; Mugilidae.
UCAGCUCCAUCUCUCCAUCAGAAGUCGCAGCUAGAGAGCUAACUGUGCGUAUUACGCUGAGCUACGAAGAGCUACAUUUAUUAUAUCAGUGGCUGGCAAGUGUCGCCUUCUUUUUUGUAUUCAUAAUUCUGCGUGUUCAUCUGUUUACAUAAUAGUCCAAGAAAUAAAGUCUGUGGAAAAAAAUGUUUUUAUUCCUUGACACAUAUGGUUCACAAUCUUAAUUAAUUUAAACAAUAGAGGGAAACAUUUGAACUCGUUUCGAAGACUCGUUUCGUUUGAAGAUGUUUCUUUUUAUGGCCCCUCUGUGGCGAGCCUCUUUAUACUCUCUUUAAGUCAGCAAAAGACUAGUAUAUAAUCAACAAGUCAUAUGCACAAAUACAAAUUCACUAACGAUGAACCUUUUUAGCAAAAUGUGUGGAGCAAAACUGCUCACCUGUUGAAGUUUAAAUCAAGAAAAGGAGAAGGAAGAGGAAAGAGUCGCCAUACUGUUGCAUUAACUCUUUGAAAUUUUCCUUUCAUUAUAUAUUAUUUGUAUAUUUUAUAUGUUGUUUUAUUUAUUUAUAUUUUUGUUUUUACAAUAUUUAACACACCAAACACCAAGAAAAAUACCCCUUUGCCUGAGCAUACUUGGUAGUAAAUCGGAUUUUGACAUCAAUCCGUUAGGUGGCGAUAAUGCGCCGUUAUGAAACCGGAAGAGGCAAGAAAAGACAAAUAAAGCAAAGGAAGAAGAAGAAGAACGUGAAGCGGCUAAAGUAUAACUUCGCAUUGAAAAAAGCGUUUAAUUUGUCUUCACGGAGAGAGAAAGGCUGAAGUUUGUUAAACCAGGGAGUGUUUGGCGCCACUAAGGACACCGAAGCGACUACAAGAGGAUGAGGAGUUUCUCCACCCUCCACUCUCCUCCCCCGUCUCCCCACCGGGUCCCCGUCCCCCUCGUGUCCUCCUCCUCCUCUCUGACUUGCUGUCCUGAACUCGACCUGUCGGUUACGCUCAGCCCCGCCCCUAAACAUGGCCACGGCAUAUUGAAGCCCCGCCCACUGGAGCAGAGCCACAAGACUGGCCUCUCACAGCGGCGGUCCUAUCCCCAAGGCCAGACAGGAAGAAAGAGGAACACGCAGGUGUGUUUUGAAGAACCGGUGGUUGUCACGGUUACGCCGGAGCCUCACAUCCCAGUUCAGCCGAGGGGUCCAAGAAGGAGCAGAGCGCGUAACCAUGCCCUCAGACAUUCGGUGGAGACUCCUGGUUCGUCGUCCGGUACAGACCCGGGUUGUCUGGAGAGGGCAGAGCUGAACACCACCCUGGCUCUGAAGGGGGAGCUUCAGUCACUGAAGGAGGCGGAGUUUAACUCCCAGAAGGCCGUUCAGGAGACGCUGCAGAGGUCAGAGAGGACCAAGAACCUGAUCAACACCAGAGCUACAGGCGUGGUGAACGUCUCCCGCUCUCAGCUUCUCUUCAACUCCCUGGUCAGCGUGGACGUCCAGGAGGACCAGCUGCUCGGCCAGGUCCUCCAGGAGAGGCUCCACCUGGCCCCGCACCCCCGCCUCCACGACGCCAGGGGGGCAGAGGGCCCCUCGCACCUCUUCUUCGUGACCCCCGACCUGCUCAGACAGAAGCCCCUCCCACCGGAGGACGAGCCCGUCGCCUGUAAGCUCCGCCCCACGCCGCACCCCGCCCGCUCCACCUUUGACCUCUACAGACGACAGAGACGGUGGGACGCGGCGCCCUGAGACAGGCAGGAGGUACUGACUGGACACUGAUAGUAACUAUCCUAUUAGAUUUUUUUUUUUUAAGUUAUUUUUAAUGAAAUCUCUUUUUGUUUCAUUAAACCACAAACAUUUUUCUUCCACAAUAAAGUUUUUCAGACACGUUUGGA